AUGUCUUCCACCUUUAGCACCCAGGCCUCUUCCUAUGGGACCCCACUCUCACCAUUGUCCAACCUUCAGCACGACUAUCCUUCUCCAUCUCUUCCAUAUGUAUCGUCAUCACCAGCGGAAAAACUCGCUGCCUGCCCAGCGGCAAGCGCUGCAGCUACAAGGAUUAUCGCUGCUGCUGGUCAAAUUACGAGCAUCGUACAGAAGCCAUUUCUGUUCAUGUCCGAUGCGAGCAUGGUGUACACCGUUCCAGCAUGCUUGCGUCUCAUCGAACAUUUACAUGUCGUUGAGAUUCUGCGUGAUGCAGAGGACGAACGCCAGCGCCUUCUUUCCGAACUCCGUAUUAUCGCGGAGCUCCACGGAUGGACUAACAACUCCUCGGCCUUAGCCCACCCCCUGCGCUUGCUUUCAACGCAUCACAUUCUACGUGAAACAGCUCCAGACACCUUCGCACUGACGCGUGUCGCAAGCCUGCUCGACAGCGGCAAGAGCGUGGCAGAUGUCUUUGCAAAGUACAAAAAAUAUGAAGACACCUCUGGAAUCGCUGCUUUCGUCGGAUUGUGCACUGAUGAGCUGUUCAAGUCAGCUGCGUACCUCACGGAGGCGUUUACAGGUGUUCAACUUCCUUUAGCUCCUCCAGGGACAUUCAAUCUCGCGUUCAACACGCCUGUGCCAUUUUUCGAGUGCGGUCGUGAACCGGGCAAGUCUUUCCGCCUUGAGCGGUUCUCGCAGGCGAUGAUUGGUACGAAUGGGUGGGAGGCGCCUGGAGCUAUUUUAACUGGUUUCGACUGGCUUUCCCUCCCACGAGGUUCGACGAUAGUAGAUGUUGGAGGAGGAAUCGGAAGCACGACGAUGAUUCUUGCACGGGCGUUCGGAAGCAAUUCUGGACGUCGGGGAAGUGACAUGCAAUUCCGCUUCAUCGUCCAGGACCGUCCGGUUGUCGUCGGACUCGGACUUGACGCAUGGCGUGCGCAGUGCCCAGAGAUGCUGGAGAGUGGACAAGUGACGUUUUAUGACCUCAAUCGGCAUCCCGCAGUUUACAUACUCCGCGUUGUCCUACAUGACUGGCCUGAUGCCCGUGCACGACAUGUGCUACUCAACUUGCGGCUUGCAAGCAGCCCAGAGACGAGGCUUAUCAUUGCAGAUCAUGUCCUCCCAUUAGCAUGCUGGACGCUCGACUCGGUUCUAGCGCACCUCGAGGGCGCACAUGGCACUCUAGCGCCUGCGCCCCUACUUCCGAACUUGGGCGAAGCAAGUGCAACCCCCUUUUCCAUGGACAUCGUGAUGCACAUAACUUUCAAUGGCAAGGAGCGCACGCUACGGGAGCUUUGUGCGCUAGCUCUGUCGUCCGGAUGGCGCAUUGCACGCGUGACAUACUCAAAAGGUUCCCAUUUCGGGCAUCUUGUUUGUGAGCCUGUA
Molecule: messenger RNA, 1416 nt
Organism: Suillus subalutaceus
Lineage: Eukaryota; Fungi; Basidiomycota; Agaricomycetes; Boletales; Suillaceae
Product: S-adenosyl-L-methionine-dependent methyltransferase
Exons: 12
Molecular function (GO): O-methyltransferase activity
Source: RefSeq, a predicted model, not a curated record